AAAUUUAAAGAAGUUAGUUGGUGAAAUUGGGUCCAUCACCAGCUAUGCCGCUUGCGUGUUUACUCUUCAGUUAAGACUUUAAAGACUUUGCCAAAUUUAAUUCUUUUUUAAGGGUUUGAGGAUGAUGAGUUGAUGAUGAGAUUGGGGUUUCUUAAAAGGAAUUAAAUUAUAGUAGGUUUUGAUUCUUAUCCAUGAAUCUUAGGUUUUAAAUCAUGGAACAAUCUGUUUCACAUCAGUCAUCUAAUGCUCUCAGAGGGUUUCGAGUUCAAGCUCCAUUGGUUGAUUCUGUAUCUUGCUAUUGUAAAGUGGAUUCUGGAUUGAAGACAGUUGUUGAGGCAAGAAAAUUUGUCCCGGGAUCAAAGCUUUGUAUCCAGCCUGAUAUCAAUCCCAAUGCUCACAAGAGUAAAAGCUCUCGCAAAGAGAGGAGUCGAGUCCAGCCACCUCUCCUCCCUGGCCUUCCUGACGAUCUUGCCAUUGCAUGUCUGAUUCGAGUUCCUCAUGCUGAACACAGAAAACUCCGCCUAGUUUGUAAGAAAUGGUAUCACCUUUUGGCUGGUAACUUCUUUUUUUCUCUUAGGAAAAGUCUUGGAAUGGCAGAAGAGUGGGUUUAUGUCUUGAAAAGAGAUCGUGAUGGAAAGAUAUCAUGGAAUGCCUUCGAUCCUAUCCAUCAGCUAUGGCAGCCACUUCCUCCUGUUCCAAGGGAGUACUCUGAGGCACUUGGUUUUGGUUGUGCCGUUCUAAGUGGCUUCCACCUGUACUUGUUUGGGGGAAAGGAUCCACUAAGGGGGUCAAUGAGACGAGUUGUUUUCUAUAGUGCUCGGACAAACAAGUGGCACAGAGCACCAGGUAUGCUUCGAAAACGUCAUUUCUUUGGUUCCUGUGUAAUAAAUAACCGCCUUUAUGUGGCUGGCGGAGAAUGUGAUGGAAUUCAUAGGACUUUACGCUCUGCUGAAGUUUAUGAUCCUAACAAGAACAGAUGGAGUUUUGUUCAAGAUAUGAGCACUGCUAUGGUACCUUUCAUUGGGGUAGUUUACGAUGGAAAGUGGUUUGUAAAAGGUCUGGGGUCUCAUCGCGAAGUUAUGAGCGAAGCAUACGAUCCUGAAUCUAAUUCCUGGUCUGCUGUUAGUAAUGGGAUGGUUUCUGGUUGGCGCAACCCUAGUAUCUCUUUAAAUGGAAAGCUCUAUGCCCUGGAUUGCCGUGAUGGAUGUAAGCUUAGGGUGUAUGAUGGAGCCACAGAUUCAUGGAAUAAAUUUAUUGAUAGUAAGCUCCAUUUCGGGAGUUCUCGAGCUUUGGAAGCUGCUGGCUUAGUUCCUCUCAAUGGCAAACUUUGUAUCAUUCGCAAUAACAUGAGCGUAAGUCUCGUUGAUGUUUCCAGUCCAGACAAACAGGUCGAAAGCAACCCUCAGCUUUGGGAAAACAUUGCCAGUAGAGGUCAUUUCAGGACUCUCUUUACAAAUAUAUGGUCGAGUAUAGCAGGCCGAAGUAGCUUGAGAAGUCAUAUCGUUCACUGUCAGGUUCUUCAAGCAUGAAAAAGGGGAAUUAUAAUUCUUUUAUCCAUGUUAAAGUUUCCUGCAUUUUUUUUAUUCAAAUCUUUUUUUGUAUACCGACAUUUUGUGGUUCAGCUCAGCACACCUCCUGAAUGGAAAAGCUGAAUAUAUAUUCUUCUGUUACCUUUCAUGAUGUUCUUAUUCUUGCAAUGGCGAUUGAUAUCAACGGUGACCCACCGGGGGAGGGGACUGAUAUCCAACAUUAAGAAUGUUUUGCUUGUGACAGACUCAAUGACCAAGGGUGCUUUCGAGAUAUCGAGUAACACAGCUUGGAUGUUAUCCCAUGGUGCAUUUGCAGGUGAGGUGGUUCACUGUUGAUAUUUUGAGGUAAUUUCUUUACAUUUAUGAAGAGAGCAAGCAGAUACUUGUAAAUCUUAGUCAUUUGGGCUUAGAAUUGGUCUUUUUUGUGAGAACUUUUUAUAUCUUUUUGUAGCAUGUUAGUCUUUGAGAUGUACAAGCAUAUAUUUAUUAGAUAUUUAUAAAGAUGUUUAUGUCUAA
Molecule: messenger RNA, 2045 nt
Organism: Gossypium raimondii (Peruvian cotton)
Lineage: Eukaryota; Viridiplantae; Streptophyta; Magnoliopsida; Malvales; Malvaceae
Product: F-box/kelch-repeat protein At1g55270
Exons: 2
Coding region: 213-1529 (438 amino acids)
Molecular function (GO): protein binding
Source: RefSeq, a predicted model, not a curated record